Molecule: messenger RNA, 8009 nt
Organism: Dromaius novaehollandiae (emu)
Lineage: Eukaryota; Metazoa; Chordata; Aves; Casuariiformes; Dromaiidae
Product: sodium channel protein type 2 subunit alpha-like
Exons: 24
Coding region: 6-5588 (1860 amino acids)
Biological process (GO): membrane depolarization during action potential; sodium ion transmembrane transport; neuronal action potential
Cellular component (GO): plasma membrane; voltage-gated sodium channel complex; axon
Molecular function (GO): protein binding; voltage-gated sodium channel activity; calcium ion binding
Source: RefSeq, a predicted model, not a curated record
UCAGCAUGUUCAUUAUGCUCACUAUUUUGACAAACUGUGUCUUUAUGACAUGGAGUAACCUUCCAGACUGGACAAAGAACGUAGAGUAUACUUUCACUGGAAUUUAUACUUUUGAAUUUCUGGUAAAAAUCCUCGCAAGAGGCUUCUGUGUAGAUGCUUUUACUUGCCUUCGUGAUCCCUGGAACUGGCUUGAUUUCAUUGUCAUUUCUUUUGCAUAUCUGACAGAGUUUGUGGACCUGGGCAAUGUCUCAGCGUUGAGAACAUUCAGAGUUCUCCGAGCUUUGAAAACAAUAUCAGUCAUUCCAGGCUUGAAGACUAUUGUGGGAGCCCUAAUUCAGUCUGUGAAGAAGCUCUCAGAUGUAAUGAUUUUGACUGUGUUUUGCCUGAGUGUAUUUGCACUAGUAGGACUGCAGCUGUUCAUGGGCAAUUUGAAGAAUAAGUGUUUGUUGUGGCCGUCCAAAAAUUCGUCAUCUUUUGAAAAAUACGUAGCUCCAUACUUCAAUGAUACAGUGUUUGAUUGGGCGGCAUACAUUGAGGAUGAAAGUCAUUUUUAUCGUCUCGAAGGACAAAAGGAUUACCUGCUUUGUGGCAAUAGCUCAGAUGCAGGUAAAUGUCCAGAAGAGUUUAUCUGUGUGAAAGCUGGAAGAAACCCCAACUAUGGGUAUACUAGCUUUGACACAUUCAGUUGGGCUUUCCUGUCAUUGUUUCGACUGAUGACACAGGAUUACUGGGAAAAUCUUUAUCAGCUGACAUUACGAGCUGUUGGCAAAACAUACAUGAUAUUUUUUGUUCUGGUGAUUUUUCUGGGUUCCUUCUAUCUGAUUAACUUGAUCUUAGCUGUGGUUGCCAUGGCCUAUGAAGAACAAAAUCAAGCAACUAUGGUUGAAGCAGAACAGAGGGAGGCAGACUGGCAGCAGAUGCUUGAACAGCUGAAAAAGCAGCAUGAGGAAGCUCAGGCUAUUGCAGCAGCUGCAGCAGAGAUGAGUAAAUUUAAAAGUGACGGUGGGAUUGGUGGAACUUCAGAUAGUUAUUCAGAAGCAUCCAAGGUUAGCUCAAAAAGUGCCAAAGAGAGGAGGAAUAGAAGGAAAAAAAGAAGACAGAGGGAGCUCUCUGGAGAAGAGGAUAACAUGAAGGAUGGAAAGCUUCCAAAGUCUGAAUCAGAUGGCAGUAUCAGAAGGAAAGGAUUCCGUUUUUCUUUGGAAGCGAACAGACUUGCAUAUGGGAAGCAGUUGACGUCACCCCAUCAGUCUUUACUGAGUGUUCGUGGCUCCCUGUUUUCUCCCAGGCGUAAUAGCAGAACAAGUCUUUUCAGUUUUAGAGAUCAUGGAAGAGAGGUAGGAUCUGAAAAUGAUUUUGCUGAUGAUGAGCAUAGCACAUUCGAAGAUACUGGAAGCAGAAGAGGUUCUUUCUUUGUGCUGCGCAGGCACAGUGAACGGCGCAGUAGUAACACUAGCCAGACCAGUAGAACAUCAAGAAGGCUGCCAGUGUUUCCAGUGAAUGGGAAGAUGCAUAGCACUGUGGAUUGCAAUGGGGUGGUUUCCUUAGCAGACGUACCACCGUGUCUCUUGUCACCUACUGGACAGCUUCUGCCAGAGGUGAUAAUAGAUAAACCAACAACUGAUGACAAUAGCACUACUACAGAAAUAGAAAUAAAAAAGAGACAUUCAAGUUCAUAUCAAAUACCAAUGGAUUUGCUGGACGAUCCAAAUUUAAGGCAAAGAGCCAUGAGUAUAGCCAGCAUUAUCACGAAUACAAUGGAAGAACUUGAAGAAUCUAGGAAAAAAUGUCCACCCUGCUGGUAUAAGUUUGCCAACACUUUCUUGAUUUGGAAUUGUUGGGAGCCUUGGUUAAAAGUAAAACAUAUAGUUAGUUUCAUUGUAAUGGAUCCACUUGUUGAUCUCGCUAUUACUGUUUGCAUAAUUUUAAACACGCUGUUUAUGGCUAUGGAACAUUAUCCAAUGACUGACAACUUCAAUAAUUUGCUUAAAAUAGGAAAUCAGGUUUUUACUGGAAUCUUUGCAGCAGAAAUGGUUCUCAAGAUAAUUGCCAUGGAUCCUUUUUAUUAUUUCCAAGUUGGCUGGAAUAUUUUUGAUAGUUUCAUAGUCACCCUUAGUUUGGUGGAGCUUUUUCUUUCAAAUGUGGAUGGAUUAUCCGUUCUCCGAUCAUUCAGAUUGUUGCGAGUUUUCAAAUUGGCAAAAUCUUGGCCAACUCUAAAUAUGCUGAUUAAGAUUAUUGGCAACUCAGUGGGGGCUUUGGGGAAUUUGACCCUGGUGCUGGCCAUCAUUGUCUUCAUUUUUGCUGUGGUUGGGAUGCAGCUGUUUGGGAAAAGCUACAAGGAAUGUGUCUGCAAGAUCUCCAGCGACUGUGUACUUCCACGCUGGCACAUGCAUGACUUUUUCCACUCUUUCUUGAUUGUAUUCCGAGUGCUGUGUGGAGAAUGGAUAGAGACGAUGUGGGACUGCAUGGAGGUUGCAGGCCAACCCAUGUGCCUUACUGUCUUCAUGAUGGUCAUGGUGAUUGGAAACCUCGUGGUAUUGAACCUUUUUCUGGCCUUGCUGCUGAGUUCGUUUAGUUCAGACAGCCUUUCUCCUACAGAGGAUGAUAAUGAAAUGAACAACUUACAGAUUGCUGUUGCAAGAAUUCAGAAGGGAAUAGAUUGUGUGAAGAGAAAAGCAGGUGAAUGUGUCCAAAAAUCUUUUUUGGGGAAACAAACUGUUGUAAAUGAAAGAAGAGCAACGGAUCAGUUGAAUGAUAAGAGAGAGUGUUGCAUUUCCAACCGUACCAUCGCUGAAAUAAAGAAAGAUCUGAAUUAUCACAAAAAAGAGAAUGGAACCACCAGUGUUGUAGGUGGCAGUGAUUAUGCAUCAUUCAUAAACAACCCAAGCCUUACUGUUACGGUACCAAUAGCUGUUGGAGAAUCUGAUUUUGAACAUCUAAAUACAGAAGAGUUUAGCAGUGAGUCGGAUCUGGAGGAAAGCAAGGAGAAGCUAAGUUUUUCUAGCUCAUCUGAAGGAAGUACAGUUAAUUUAGCUCUCUUUGGAGACGAAAAAGCAGAGACUGAACCAGAUCAAGCAUUAGAGCCACAGGCAUGUUUUACAGAAGGCUGUGUACAGAAGUUUAAAUGCUGUAAAGUCAGUGUAGAAAGUACAAAAGGAAAAAUCUGGUGGAACCUCCGAAAAACCUGCUACAGAAUAGUAGAACACAACUGGUUUGAAUCAUUCAUUGUCUUCAUGAUUCUCCUCAGCAGUGGUGCUCUGGCUUUUGAAGAUAUAUAUAUUGAACAGCGCAAGACUGUCAAGGUCCUACUGGAAUAUGCUGACAAAGUCUUCACUUACAUCUUUAUUCUGGAAAUGGUGCUAAAAUGGGUGGCCUAUGGUUUUCAAACUUAUUUCACUAAUGCUUGGUGCUGGCUGGACUUCAUGAUUGUUGAUCUCUCCUUGGUUAGCUUAAUAGCUAAUGCCCUUGAUUUCUCCGAACUUGGUGCAAUUAAAUCCCUCCGAACGUUAAGAGCUUUGAGACCUCUGAGAGCUUUGUCACGCUUUGAAGGCAUGAGGGUGGUUGUAAAUGCUCUUACUGGAGCAAUCCCAUCCAUUAUGAAUGUACUUCUGGUUUGUCUUACAUUCUGGCUAAUUUUCAGCAUCAUGGGAGUAAAUUUGUUUGCUGGCAAGUUCUAUCACUGUGUUAACACCACAACUGGUGAGAUGUUCCUACCAGAGGAAAUUGAUAAUAUGACUGCAUGUGUAAAUCUUACAAACAAUGCUAUGAAAGUCCGGUGGAAAAACGUGAAAGUAAACUUUGAUAAUGUUGGAGCUGGUUAUCUUUCUCUGCUUCAAGUAGCAACAUUUAAAGGAUGGAUGGAGAUCAUGUACGCUGCUGUUGAUUCUAGAGAAGUGGGGAAACAGCCCAAGUAUGAGUCCAACCUGUACAUGUACCUUUACUUUGUUGCCUUUAUCAUCUUUGGAUCAUUUUUCACUCUAAACUUAUUCAUUGGUGUCAUCAUAGAUAACUUCAACCAACAGAAAAAAAAGCUUGGAGGUCAAGACAUUUUCAUGACAGAAGAACAAAAGAAAUACUACAAUGCAAUGAAAAAGUUGGGUUCCAAAAAACCACAAAAACCUAUACCUAGACCAGUGAACAAAUUGCAAGGUCUGGUGUUUGACAUUGUAACAAAACAAGCAUUUGACAUCAGCAUCAUGGUUCUCAUCUGUCUUAACAUGGUCACCAUGAUGAUAGAAACAGAUGAACAGAGUGACUUGAUGCAAAAUAUUUUAUACUGGAUUAACUUGAUCUUUGUUGUCCUUUUCACUGGAGAAUGUGUGCUCAAACUGUUCUCACUCCGUUAUUAUUACUUCACCAUUGGUUGGAAUAUUUUUGAUUUUGUGGUUGUUAUUCUCUCAAUAGUAGGCAUGUUUUUAGCUAAGGUGAUAGAAAAGUACUUUGUGUCCCCCACCUUGUUCAGAGUUGUACGACUUGCCAGAAUAGGUCGAAUCCUGCGUCUCAUUAAGGGCGCUAAGGGCAUCCGCACUCUGCUUUUUGCUUUGAUGAUGUCUCUUCCUGCUUUGUUCAACAUUGGUCUGCUGCUGUUCCUGGUCAUGUUUAUCUAUGCCAUAUUUGGGAUGUCCAACUUUGCCUAUGUCAAGAAGGAAGCUGGUAUAGAUGAUAUGUUCAAUUUUGAAACAUUUGGCAACAGCAUAAUCUGUCUCUUCCAAAUUACCACAUCUGCUGGCUGGGAUGGCUUGUUAGCCCCAAUUCUCAACAGCGGGGAACCAGACUGUGACCCUCAUAAAGUUCAUCCGGGCAGCUCUGUUAAAGGAGACUGCGGCAACCCUUCCGUUGGGAUUUUCUUCUUUGUCAGCUACAUUAUCAUAUCGUUUCUGGUAGUGGUGAACAUGUACAUUGCUGUGAUUUUGGAGAACUUCGGUGUUGCUACCGAAGAAAGCGCUGAGCCCUUGAGCGAGGAUGACUUUGAGAUGUUCUAUGAAGUCUGGGAGAAGUUUGAUCCAGAUGCCACGCAAUUCAUAGAAUAUAGCCAGCUGUCUGAUUUUGCAGCUUCUCUGGAUCCUCCUCUUAAUUUACCAAAGCCAAAUACAAUUCAGCUUAUUGCAAUGGAUCUACCCAUGGUAAGUGGUGACAGAAUUCACUGCCUUGACAUCUUAUUUGCUUUCAUGAAGCGUGUUUUGGGGGAAAGUGAUGAGAUGGAUGCCCUCAGAAUCCAGAUGGAAGAUCGGUUUAUGGCAGCCAAUCCUUCUAAAGUCUCCUAUGAACCAAUUACAACCACAUUAAAACGAAAACAAGAGGAGGUGUCUGCUACUGUUAUUCAGCGUGCUUAUAGAUGUUACCUUUUAAGAAAAUCAGUAGAAAAAGUUUCAUUUAUGUAUGGCAAAGAUGGAGUUGAUCUGCCUAUCAAAAAAGAUACGGUUAUUGAUAAGCUAAGUUUAAACUCUGCUCCAGAGAAAACAGAUAUGACUGCAUCCACCACAUCUCCACCUUCCUACGACAGUGUAACAAAGCCAGAAAAAGAAAAAUAUGAAGAUGACAAAUCAGAAAAAGAAGACAAGGGGAAAGACAAAAAAGGAAAUAGAAAAUAAGACAAAAACAGCUUGUCUGUGAUGAGUGUUUACAAGCCUGAGAAGAUGACAUUCCUGUCAAUAGCACUCUCACUGGAGGACUAUGCCGAAAUGACAAGUUUUUACAUACUUACCCUUUGUUAUAGUCAGUGCCUAUAUCAAGACAAUGACCCUUCAUUUGCAAACUCUCACUCUGUAGCAGGGAAACAAUUGCCAGAAGACUAGCUUUUAUUAUCAGCUAGCAGUAAAGAAGAGGACAUGUAAAAUUUCUACUCGGACUGUAGGGACCCUUAACGGGAUAUGAAAUUACCAGUCAUACUAAGUCUGUAUUUUUGUGAAAUAAGUGUAUUCACUUUGUAUGUUUCAUCUGCCAUAUAUGUGCUAUAUUUGUAAUUUCUUUUGAUGAUGUCAUUAGCUUUAAUUCACAUGUUAUUAUUUAUGAUUUUACUAUGAUAAGGGAAAAAUACUCUUUCAGAGGUAUACAGAUGUCAAGAAUUUGUAUUUAUGGCAUCAUAAUGUGAAUAUGGUUUUCUACUUGCCAGUUCUAAAAACAGAAAACCAAGAUCCCAGAUUCUUGGACCUCAGGAUCUAGAUCCAGUCAUCAGCAAAUGAUAAUAAAAGGACAGAGUAUAGAGAAACAAGUUAUCAGAAAACACAACAAGGAGCGUCUGAAUUCAUAAGGGAAUGUUUUUCACAGAAAGGAGGUUGGUAAUUUAGUGUCUUGGUUUUAAUGUACUUAUGUUUAAUAUUCUUCAGUAAUUCAUAAUUUACUACAUAGUGGUACGUCCUCCUAUUCAGAUCGAGGGAUUUAAAUAAGUCAUGCUACACAUGUAGCUCCUGUUCUAAAAAAACAUGAAGUUAUGGGAAAAAAACAUAAUUACAGUCAGGAUCCAAGCUAUCCCUUAAUUUCUGAGGGAUUUAAACAGAUUUUAUGACAGAAAAGCUACAAACGUGAAGUUGUGCUUACAGAGAAUUACUGAAAAUAAACAGAAUGGUGGUCUUUUUUUCUCUUUCUUUGUUUGUUUUAAUUUCAUCAGUGGCUUCCAUACUUAAUUCUGCAGUCCAUCUACGCUUGUUAUUUCACAUGAAUAAAUCCCACUUAAGACAGUAACCAAAGCUACAUGUAUAAAUUGAUAGCAAAGUACCCAAAGGACAAACAUUGCCUUAAUGUAUAUCUCAGGCUGAAAUUUUAAUAUUUUGGAGGGAUGGGUCAUACAAGAGACAGAAAAUAUGUACGUCAAAGACCAUUUGGACCCCUGUGGCACUUCAGUCAUGCUUUCACUGGAACCUUCUCUAGAAUGCCAAGGUGACCAAAAGGGUGUACUUAAAUCAGCUUUAUCUUGCACUAUCAUUUAGAUAACCUGUGUUCUCGUCCAAGCUGACACUAUGUAUGUAAGUAAAAUGCCCGCUGUUAUUUAAUCAAUUGUUUUACACAGUGGUACCUGUUUGAACAAAGAGACAAUGACCUAAGUACUGUAUUUAUUGCAUCAAAUAUGUACCUUAGAAAGUGUAGCUUAUAACAUUUCAAUAGAUAAUAUGAUAUAUUCUGUAAUACUCCAGAUAAUUGGAAAGCUUUAGCUGAUGCAUGCUUGCUGCUAUUAUCCUACGGCUGUUGAAAUCUAAGAUGGGAAGACAUGUGAGUGGUAGAAUGAAACAAACUGUUCAACCAGACCAUCAUUCCUCGUAUCAGUAAGCAAUAGUUUGCUGCUAUUUAAGUUUUUUAAUCAGUAACAUGCAGUGAAUAACGAGACUACACAGGACAAAUAUAUUGUUUAACUUGCUUAAAAUGUAGGGCUAGAAAAAACUUUUAUAUAUCUAUAUCUAUUGAUCUAGCUAUAUUAUUUUGAAAAUUAUUUUAUUUUAUAAAAUUUUAUAAUAAGAAACUACAAAUACCUUCAUGUUAUUAGUCAUUUUCAUUGCUUUCCAUCCAUGACACUUUACUGCUGGCAAAGCUAAGAUACGAUGUGAAUUGGUAGUUCUAAGUUUCUGCUAAUUAUAUUAAACAUAUUUUAAUAAGGAAUAAUUUUAAAAGAAAUGGACAGUUCUUUUUCUUCUCAGUAGGUUGUUCCUUAUAUGUAAAAUGAGAUGGAAGGGUUUCUUUCAAAUUCAUAGUCCACUCUCUGUCAAUUUUCAAGUUAAUCUUAGUCAUAGAAACAUGUUUUUUUUCCAGUCUCCUUUUCUUGUUGAUUCAUGCUGCAGUAGAAGUGCUUUAAAUAUAAUUUGCUGUACAGAAUCUUUUUUCAUAAGAAUGAAUAGUGAACUUGUAUAAUGGACAGUGGAAUACUUUGUGUUUCCUACAAAAGAAAUAAAAUAUAGUUAGGCUCCUUCUUUUACAGAAACUAUUGACUUGUAGUGUACUGGUGAACUGCAUGCAGAAGUUGUUUUACCAAAAAUAACUACAUUGCUAACAACUGAAAAGAAUAAAGAUAACCUUUUUAUGUA